GACAAAUUGAUAAAAAGUCGGGAAGUUGCAGCUGGCAUCCAAGAAAAAACAAACACUUUUAUGUAUUUGCGGAAACAAAUAAAUAAUUGAAAUAUCGCUAAGGCCUAUAAAAAUGCCUUCGUUUUGUGCUGUACAAAACUGUAGUGAUAAAUAUGGACAUGCGGACAAUAUAUCUUUCCAUAAAUUUCCCUUCAAACGCGAGGAAUUGUUGCAGAAAUGGCUUAAUUUCGCAGAACGCGGCACAAAUUGGCGCCCCUCGAAAUGGAGUGCUAUUUGUAGUCGCCACUUUCGGGAUGAGGACUUCAAGUGUUCGGCUGAUCGAAAGAUUUUAAAGAAAGCAGCAGUGCCAAGCUUGCGUGUGUUAAAGCAUAUACAUGGGCCCGAUAGUGACAAUCUUCAAGCGGCACCAACUGAAGACGCAUCCAAGGAUAAACAACUAUUAGUGCAAAGUAAAGAAAAAAACACAGAUGGCGACGAUAUCCCCGUUGCGGAGGCAGUUGAGGACAACGUCGAUGACUGCGACGAAGAAGAGCAGAACGGAUUACAAAACACUCCUUUGACAAGCUCGCCGAGCACACCGAAAGUUAAGUGCCGCUUGUGUGGCAGUACUUGCUCGUCGGUAGUUUCGUUCUCUACGAAUUUCGAGAUUUAUGGCAUGAUACAGAAAUGCUUUCCCACACUCAACAUACAAAAAGAUGAUCACUUGCCGAAAGAAAUGUGUCGCACUUGUCUCAAACGUUUGGAAACGUUUUCACGCUUUGUCGACAAAGUACUCGAGACUCAAAGUGAGUUGCAACGUAAAUAUCGCAUAGAGAAGGCGAGUAAUAGCUCACGCGCCAUCGAAAGGCAGCUUAAAGUGAAGCAAGAGCCAGUGGUACGUGUCAAGCAAGAGGUAGCGGAGGGGUUUGAAAGCUUUUUGUCUGAUGAUUUGGAUAUGGGUAUGGACGAGGGUUGUGAACAAGAGAACGAAGCGGAUACGAGCGUUGAACAAAAAUAUGAUUUUUGUGAUUUUCCUAUGUUAAAUGCGCAGGACAUCAUCAAUAAUUGUGACAUAAUGGAGAUUAUAAAUCUAGAUGAUCCUUUUAUUAAUAUACCAGACGAUGAUGCGAACACAAAUUGUGAAAAUGGACAAGAAGGGCAGCAGCAGCAGCAGGAACCGGAACAAUCAAAGCAUCAUCAAGGGCAACAGCGAAAUAAAUCUGUUCUGCCUAGUGCACAUGACUUACUUCAGACCCACCUGCUUAGCGAAGAGCAUAAUUACGCUUAUACGACAGAGGAUUUGAAAGAGGAAUGGCAGCUCAGAAAUAUAUAUAAGACUGAAAAGACUGACGGUACCGAAUAUGGAGAGACUGCAGAGUUCAUUGCAAAUGUCGAACCUGAAGAUGACGAACAGGGGGUCUAUGCAGGAGAAGAGCAACAGCAUGGUGACAAUGAUAACACAGCGAUAAUGUAUAAAAACUUUUCCUCGAUUAAUGACGUCCCAUCCAAUAAUGCUAAUACAGAAAACGUGGCCGCAUCAUCACACUCGCCAGCAGCAGAGACGCGUUCAACCCGGCCAAUAGUCACUUCGGUAAGUGAUUUUGCCGACGCUUCACUAAAUCUGUCUAAUGGCACGGGAAGCGGACACAUUCACAACGAAAAAUUGGUGGUAACUGCAGUAAAUGAUAUUCUUGGACCGAAUGCCGAUACCACUGCUGCCCCAUCGGGGGCGACCGCGUCUACAUCGCCCACGGUUGCCAUUAAACCGCAUGCCAAACCAAAUAUAGUAGUGCUGAAUGAGAGUAUUGUUAAAUCUUCAUCGGUAUUUCAACUGCACACCUGUCCAUGUUGUCAGCUGAAAUUCUUUAGUGUGGAGUCCCUAAAUCAGCACUAUAAUGUGGCGCAUCAGUCACAGACACCAUUGGAAGAAGGAUCGCAGUUACGUGCAGAACAACAAAAACAACAGGGAGAUCAUGCACAGCAGCAGCAGCAGCUGCAAGUGCGACAGCUUCAGCAUCCAUAUAACCAACAGCAGCAGCAAAAUAUGUUGACACAUAAUAAUCAUUUUCAACAGCAUCAGCAUCAACAACAUCAGCAACAGCAACAGCAACAACACGCGCAAGCACAAUUGCCUAUGGUGAGCGUGCCUACCGAUUACUUGUGGAAGCCAUAUGGUGGCACCUCUGGCGAUUUGAGAAAUGAGCCGUACAAUUUCAAUUGUAAAGUGGAAAAGGACUUUUCUUUGACGACUGCGCAGGCAGGUAGAACUCACAAAGCUGAAGAUAAUCUUAGUUACCAACAGCCAAAUAUUUUCGAACAGCAAUUUGGUCUUGCCAAUUCACAUAACACAAAAAAUACUUUCAUAACGCCAAAUUCCAUUCCUAAAGAUGUAUCAAACGUUGGCGCGCCAAAUGUAGUACGAAUUCUUGAAAUGAAGCGUACAUUUCUGCGUCAGCAUGAGCCCUACCAUAGUAUUGGCAAUGUUCCUCCAACACAAAGCACUGAUUCAGUGAAAACGGGCAGCUUUUACGCUGCUACUUUACCUAGAACAGAUAAUCAUUCGAAGCCCGUAGCGCCUACACUAACACCGCCGCCACCACCGAAGCGUCGCAAGCAUCGCUUGAAGAUAAAUAGUAAAGUCAUCGCGCGGCUGAAUGCGUUAGAACGAAAGGUAACCGCGGCAGUUACACCCGACUUUUUUGCUACGGAAUACCGGCAAUUGCGUCGGCGUUACCUGUUGCUGCAACGCAAAUGCAAAUCGUUGGAAGUGCACGUCCUAGGAAAGCAAGCCGCGCACGAGGACAAUACUGUCGCAUCGUCGAUAAGCGCAACUAAGACGCCCACAAAACAGCAAGCGCCAGUGCGCCAGUCUCAAAGUCGCUUCCGCUGUCUCGUUUGCCAUGAGCACUACAAGAGCAUCUACCACCUGCUGCGUCACAAGCGUACACGCAGACAUUGGCCGCAACGCGCAACCAAAUAUUUUGCCGCUACCUGCUGUGGCUGCGAGAAAUUCUUUCGACACAAAAUUGCACUGCGCAAUCAUAUGCGCUACAUUUGCCAAGCGCUCCCACUGUGCUGGUUCAAAUCGCAAAUGCAAACAUUCAAGUGCCGCUGCUGUCGGCGCAGCACUUUCAAUCAUUGGCGCCUCUAUCGACGUCACGAAGUCAAAUGCAAAUCAGCUAGAAAACGCAAAAAACAAGCAAGCGAUACGCGUCUCCAUGGACGCAGCAAUCGUGCCAGAGGAAAAAGUAAACAACGCGCCAUGAAAGCGUUCCCCUUGUCGGAUGCGCGUAAAACUCUAGGCGACGCGCCCACACCAGCAGCUUCAAAGCAGAAGCAUUCCACAGCUUCGGCGCGUGAAUACAUGUGUCCGGUAUGCGCCAAGGCUUUCGCUUCCGCCAACAGCCUCAACCAGCACAGCAUCACACACACUGAUCAGCGGCGGCAUAUGUGUCGCUUGUGCGAUCGCGCCUUUAAGCGCCGUAAUGGACUGACGCAGCAUGUGCGCGGUUAUCAUCUGAAGCUAAAGCCACAUAAAUGUACGGUAUGCCAGCGCUCUUAUGCGCUGAAAAGUGAUAUGCUGCGUUGUCGGCAUGCGGCAGUUAAGCGCGCAGUGGGCACCGGUAACAAUACAUUGCCUGUGAAGAACGAAGACGCCAGCAGCGCAAAGUGAUUUCUAUGUGCAGUCACUGGCAUGAAUGAAUAAUUGUAUUUUUUUUAUCUACGUUAAUCGGUGAAUGUGUGGAAUGUAGUAUCUUGGUCCUUUUAUUGAUUAAAUAUGUGUUUUCCGUAUUUGAUUAGUAAACAAUAAGUAGUACUGUAAGUGAAUUGCAUUGGUAUUAAAUAUU
Messenger RNA from Rhagoletis zephyria (snowberry fruit fly), 3827 nucleotides. RefSeq lists its product as uncharacterized. The record is from RefSeq and is a predicted model, not a curated record. NCBI's taxonomy places the organism in Eukaryota, Metazoa, Arthropoda, Insecta, Diptera, Tephritidae. Gene Ontology annotation, cellular component: nucleus. Gene Ontology annotation, biological process: regulation of DNA-templated transcription. Gene Ontology annotation, molecular function: DNA-binding transcription factor activity; sequence-specific DNA binding; zinc ion binding.